This is a messenger RNA of Funneliformis mosseae, 1354 nucleotides long. Lineage: Eukaryota; Fungi; Glomeromycota; Glomeromycetes; Glomerales; Glomeraceae. The record is from the annotation of a GenBank genome assembly.
GAAAAGUUGAUAUUUUUGAUAAAGACCACGAAGUUUCUCGAUAUAUAGAAGACAUAAAGUGUAUCAAAACACAUUACAAUUACAAUAGCAAACAUAUUUAUGAUAUAAUCCAAAACGCUGAAAAUAAUAUAAAGUGCAAUUCUACGUGUAAGCGUAUGUGUACAGAAAAGGCUACGCUGACUAGUGCAAUUCUACGUGUAAGCUGCAAUUCUACGUGUAAGCGUAUGUGCGCAGAAAAGGCUACGCUGACUAGUGCAAUUCUACGUGUAAGCGAUGAAGAAACAUCACCUGAGGUAAUGGAAUUUUUGCUCCCUCAAGGUUCUUCCAAUUCAAAUGAAAAUGAAGGUGAAGGUAGCGACUGCAACAAUGGUUCUUCCAAUUCAAAUGAAAAUGAAGAGGAAGGUAGCGACUGCAACAAUGGCUCUCACAAUUCAAGUGAAAAUGAAGGGGAAGGUAGCAAGGCACUUGUAUAUGAUAUUCUUAAGGAUAUUAUUUCAGCAUCUCAAGCUGAAAAGAAUAAUUUGCAGGAUCGAGUUCUACAUGAAGUCUUUGACGAGAUAGACGAUUAUAUUACGGAUGAAAUUCAUAAUUAUCUUACGGACUUCUUUAAUACUGACCGUGGGCAUCAAGGAUGGUGUGAAGUGGCUCGAAGUAUAACAAUUUGUGAAGAAGAUUCCGAACAGUUAAAAGAUACGAAGGGACUAUUAAAGGAUACAUUUGGGCGAUUUAUAAAGGCUUUCUCUUUAGGUCCACUAAACCCGUUGAGAAAUAUUUCAACCUUAGAGAGACCACAUUUAAACCAAUUUGUUCACCCACUAAUUGAUAGCUCAUUGUGGAUUUUUGCAGGGAUAAAUUAUAUAUCUGGCGAAAUUCCUCUGAAGGGAAAAAUAAAAAGCAACGCGGACGGUAUUGGAUUUCUCAAUGAUGUUUCGGAUUAUCAAAUUGCUUGCAUGGAGGGGGCAAAGCCUGGAGCGAGAAAAAAAAAGAUUAUUGACGAUGACACAAAGAAUAUAAGAAAUAUGACGCAAUUAUUCAAUAAUAUAAUUGUAUCGGAGGCAACUGAACGACGACAGAUUUAUACAGAUCUCCGAACAUAUGGAGCCACAGCGUAUAAAACUGAGAUAUCUCUCACGAUGAUGGAUUUUCGCAUGUAUCGUUUAUUCGAGGUAGAUCGAUUUAGUCUCCCGAAGGAUUGGGUGGAUAUUCCUAAUUUCGUUUUUGUGUACGAAGCUUUGAUCAAAUGGGCAGUGUGUGCUCAUCAUACAAGAGAAGGGCUGAUUGCACAACGAAAGAAAAGGAGAAUAGGAAGAUAUUCCGAAUCAAGAAUCGUUAAAAAACUCAAUUGUUUAAAGUG